This is a messenger RNA of Coffea arabica (coffee), 3154 nucleotides long. RefSeq names its product TPR repeat-containing thioredoxin TTL1. The record is from RefSeq and is a predicted model, not a curated record. NCBI's taxonomy places the organism in Eukaryota, Viridiplantae, Streptophyta, Magnoliopsida, Gentianales, Rubiaceae. Gene Ontology annotation, molecular function: protein binding. Gene Ontology annotation, cellular component: cytoplasm.
ACGAGAUCCCCAUCUCUUUUCUUUUCUCUCUCCUUACUUCCCCUAUUUCCUUUCUCUCAUGUCUUCUUCAAAAACUUCUCUUUCUAAUUAUUUCUUCUUCCAUUGCUGCGUCCUAUUUACUUCCACCGUUUAACAUUGCUCAAAGACUGAGACUUGAGAGGAAGGAGGUGGAAAAGGGGAAAGAGUAAGCACAUUUGUUGUAUAUCGUAGGAAAUUUUGCAGGGGGGGGGGGAGAGAGAGAGACAGUGUGUGUGUGUGUGGAUUGAGGGGAGUAAAGAUUGAAAAAAAUGGCUCAGUCUGGAAAACCCAUUACGGAUAUUAGGUUGGAUUCCUUGAAUGAUCGGUUAAGAAACUCAUUGAACUGUGUCGAAGACGAUAAUGAUAACAACUUUAACAAGCCGGACUUUCGAGAACUCGAUCUGGGUUCGCCGGUCUCGCCGUUGAGGACUCGUGGUGGAGCCACUGCUACCACUACGACGACAACUACUACUACGAGCAGUAGCUCCAGCUCGUCUGGAUCGGUAUCGGGUCGAAAUGGGCAAGGCCAGGUGGUUAAAAAGUCGGAUUUAAAUCAUUCCGGCGAACUUUCCGGCACGGCGGAGAGUUCUCCGACCGGUGGCCGGGGAUUUAAGCCGGGUCAUUCCCGAUCAGAUUCGGGUGGGACCCACCCCUUGAUAUACUCCGGUGGGAGUGGGAGCUCUGUUACUUCGCCGGGGGUCAAUGUGCUUCCCAGCGGGAAUAUCUGCCCUUCCGGCAGGAUUUUGAAGACUGGCAUGGCGAGCCGGUCGUCCAAGACUGAUGUGUUGGGGUCCGGGACUGGUAAUUACGGCCACGGAAGUAUAAUGCGGGGUGGCACCGGAGCAAAAUCGGCCGUUGGUUGCGGCGGGGAGAGAGAAAGUGUGGGCCUUGCCAGCCCAGCACCGACAAAUUUAAGAGGCGGUGGCCUCAUGGUUGGAGAGCCAACAAGAAGGGGUGGGGCUGGAUUGUUGAAUAGUAAUGAUCCAGAAGAGUUGAAAAGAUUAGGAAAUGAGAAUUAUAAAAAGGGUUAUUUUUUGGAGGCUUUAACUCUUUAUGAUAAAGCCAUUGCGAUUUCACCAGGUAAUGCUGCUUACCAUUGCAACAGAGCAGCUGCAUUGAUAAGUCUGAAGCGGUUUCCAGAGGCAGUGAGGGAAUGUGAGGAAGCUAUUAGGUUGGAUCCAGGAUACGUGAGGGCACACCAUCGGUUAGGGUCUUUGCUUGUUAGUUUAGGACAGGUUGAAAAUGCCAGGAGGCACCUUUGUAUUCCAGGGCACCAGACAGAUCCAGUUGAGCUACAGAAGUUGCAAGUUAUUGAGAAGCGCCUAAGUAGGUGCACUGAUGCUCGGAGAGUUGGUGAUUGGAAAAAUGUGCUUAGGGAAGCAGAAGCUGCAAUUGCUUCUGGAGCUGAUAGUUGUCCUCAGCUAUUGGCAUGUAGAGCAGAAGCCCUUUUAAAGCUGCACCGAAUAGAUGAUGCUGAUUCAAGUCUUUCAAGCACUUCCAGACUUCAUACAUCAGACAAUUUGAACUCCCAAAUAAAGUUUUUCGGAAUAGCAUCUGAUGCAUAUUUACCCUUUGUUAGAGCUCAACUGGAGUUGGCGCUUGGAAGGUUUGAAGAUGCACUUACAGCCAUUGAGAAAGCAGGGCAGAUUGAUCCUCGGAGUGUUGAAGUCUCUGUUUUACUCAGCAAUAUAAGGAUGGUCAGUCAAGCUCGUUCCCGUGGCAAUGCUUUAUUCAAGUCCGAGAGAUAUACUGAAGCAUGCUCAGCUUAUGGGGAAGGUCUCAGACUUGAUCCCUCAAACUCAGUUCUCUUGUGCAAUAGAGCAGCAUGUUGGUUUAAGCUUGAAAAAUGGGAGCUAUCUGUAGAUGACUGCAGCCAAGCUCUGCGUAUCCAGCCAAAUUAUACUAAAGCAUUGCUUCGAAGGGCUGCCUCAAAUAGCAAGCUUGAACGGUGGGCUGAAGCUGUGCAAGAUUAUGAGGUUUUGAGAAGGGAACUUGCAUACGAUAAUGAAAUUGCUGAGGCGCUAUUCCAUGCACAAGUUGCCCUAAAGAAAUCCCGGGGAGAAGAUGUUUCCAAUAUGCAAUUUGGUGGGGAAGUUGAGUCGGUUUCUUGUCUUGAGCAGUUUCGGGCUGCAAUUUCUUCACCUUGUGCUUCUGUUGUACAUUUUCUAGCAUCAUCAAACCUACAAUGCAAGCAGAUAUCUCCAGUCCUAGACGCAUUAUGUGCGAAAUAUCCGUCCAUAAACUUUCUCAAGGUUGAUGUCGAAGGGAGCCCUGCAAUUGCUAAUGCGGAACACGUAAGAAUUGUACCUACAUUCAAGAUUUAUAAGAAUGGUCGCCGGGUGAAGGAGAUGAUAUGCCCUAGUAAAGAGCUGUUGGAGUCCUCGGUGAGGCAUUACAGUAAUUAAAUUCAAGAUCAGAAUGUUUACUCCAGCUUCUCUUCUUCAUUUCUUGUGCUUCCCUCUUUGCAUUCCAGCCCAGCUCCCCCUGCUUCAGUGCAAACGGUCAUUCCUCCUGCCAUAUAGUUCUGCUGAACACCUGUGACAUAAGCAGAGCACGGCAUAAUAAUCUUGUUAGAUGUCAAUGUCAGGCAAGGGCCAGAAAGAUCCAAAAAGAUAGCUUAGUUCUCUUUUGCCCUUUCAUUUAUUCAUUCAUUCAUCCUUUCUCUUGUUCCAUCUUUUCUACCGAUCUUACAUUUUUCCGAAAUUUUAAGUUCAUAUCUUUUCCGGUUUUAUAUAGCCUGGCCUGUGUUCCUGAUAUUAUCUCUCCUCCAGUUGAGGGUAGAAAUAGUUGAGAGAGGAUGUACAAUCGAUUAAAGUUGUUUAGUUGAAUUCUAGCCAGAGAAAAAGAGACAUGGCUGGCCGGGUUGGCUGGCUUUAGAAGCGGAUCCUGUACAUGUACAUAUUGGUGAAUGAUACAUACAAAACCAUUGGAGGCCAUUUGAGGGAGAUUGGAUGUCAUGUCUGGUGGGUAGUUAACCGGGUUAGUGAAAGAAGGAUGGAUAUGAUGAUGAUGAUGAUGAUGUUAUUGAUAUUAAUGUUUAUCAUUGCUCAACCAUUUCAUCAAUAAAAAUUCUUUAUUAUUGUUGUUGUUAUUUUUUUUGUACUUUGAUUUGUCAUUUGUUAAUGGGCUGUUUUUC